Messenger RNA from Abrus precatorius (Indian licorice), 1935 nucleotides. RefSeq names its product protein DETOXIFICATION 43-like. The record is from RefSeq and is a predicted model, not a curated record. Gene Ontology annotation, molecular function: citrate transmembrane transporter activity; antiporter activity; xenobiotic transmembrane transporter activity. NCBI's taxonomy places the organism in Eukaryota, Viridiplantae, Streptophyta, Magnoliopsida, Fabales, Fabaceae. Gene Ontology annotation, biological process: transmembrane transport. Gene Ontology annotation, cellular component: membrane. The coding region runs from base 24 to 1766 and encodes 580 amino acids. The transcript is spliced from 12 exons.
GUUUGUGUGAGAUUUACAUUCCAAUGGACGAAAAUGGCUGUUGCAACCAACCCAACAACAAGUGGAAGUUGCCUCUCUUUGUUUUCAUCAAAGAUGCAAGGCAUGUUUUCAAGCUGGAUGCACUUUCUCGGGAGAUAUUAGGGAUUGCAUUCCCCUCAGCAUUGGCUGUUGCUGCUGAUCCCAUUGCUUCUCUGAUAGACACUGCAUUCAUAGGCCACUUGGGACCGGUGGAACUUGCUGCUGCAGGAGUGUCCAUUGCAUUGUUCAACCAAGCUUCAAGGAUUACCAUAUUCCCUCUUGUCAGCAUUACCACUUCCUUUGUGGCUGAGGAAGACACCAUUGAAAAGCUGAACAUCAAAGUAGCUGAAAAUGAUAAUAAUAAUAAUAAUAAUAAUAAUAAUAAAAAGGCUAAGUUCAGUGAAGUUAUUAUGCUUGAGGAUCAUAUGCUUCAAGACAUAGAAAAAUGUACACCCAAAGAGAAUAUUAUUGAGGCUCCAGAACGAUCUAUGGAGGGAAAAAAUGAAUCAAAGGAUCUCAUAGUGAAAAGUGUUGCACCUGAGGAUGUGGAAAAUAACGCUACUGGGAACAACGACACAAAAAUUGGAGAUGUUGCCAAUACAAAUAUAUGCAAAACUUCAUGGAUUACUAAUAGUAAGAAGAGUAAGGACAAAGUUGAAAAGAAGAAGAAGCGACGUAUUGCUUCAGCAUCAACAGCUCUACUUUUUGGCACAAUCCUUGGCCUCAUUCAAGCUGCAGUUCUCAUAUUUGCAGCCAAACCACUAUUAACCAUUAUGGGUCUCAAACGGGAUUCUCCUAUGUUGAAUCCAGCAGAGAAGUACUUAAGAUUGAGAUCAUUUGGGGCUCCUGCUGUUCUUCUCUCCUUGGCCAUGCAAGGAAUCUUUAGAGGGUUCAAGGACACGACAACUCCUUUAUAUGUCAUCGCUUCUGGAUAUGCAUUGAAUGUCGCAUUGGACCCAAUAUUUAUUUUCGUAUUGAAAAUGGGCAUCAAAGGCGCAGCCAUUGCUCAUGUUCUCUCUCAGUACGUGAUGGCAUUCACUCUCUUUUGGAUAUUAAUGAAAAAAGUGUAUCUUCUACCUCCAAGCUUAAAGGAUUUGCAGAUUUUCCGAUUUCUUAAAAAUGGAGGUUUUCUGAUGGCAAAAGUUGUAGCAGUGACAUUCUGUGUGACCUUGGCAGCAUCAUUGGCAGCAAGGCUUGGUUCAAUUCCCAUGGCUGCAUUUCAAACAUGCCUUCAAGUUUGGUUGACAUCGUCCCUUCUUGCAGAUGGUUUGGCUGUUGCUGUUCAGGCAAUUCUAGCAUGUUCUUUUGCUGAGAAAGACUAUAAAAAAACAACAGCUGCUGCAACAAGGACACUUCAAAUGGGUUUUGUUUUAGGAGUGGGGCUCUCUUUUGCUGUUGGGGUUGGAUUAUACUUUGGAGCUGGAAUAUUCUCCAAAAACAUUAAUGUUGUGCACUUAAUUAAAAUAGGCCUUCCGUUUGUGGCUGCUACUCAACCAAUCAAUUCAUUGGCCUUCGUCUUUGAUGGUGUCAACUAUGGAGCUUCUGAUUUUGCAUAUUCUGCAUACUCUCUGGUCUUGGUGUCAGUAGUAAGUGUUGCUACAGAGUUUCUUCUCUACAAGGCCAAACAUUUCAUUGGGAUUUGGAUUGCACUCACCAUUUACAUGACUCUUCGGAUGCUGGCUGGAGUCUGGAGGAUGGGAACUGCAACAGGACCUUGGCGCUAUCUGAGAGGCCAUUCAUUGCCUUAGGAUAUCUCUCUCAUGAGUUUAUGAGGGAAAUUUUGUCGUCCAUUAGUAAAUGUUCGAUCUGUAUCACAUUUUAUUGUAUUCUUUUCCCUAAACGUACUAUAUAUAUUUUUGUGAUUUUCUUUCUUACCUUAGACUGCCCCCAUUUAUACGUCCUAUCUUAUGUAUUCUA